CCUCAAGCCAUUUCCACUGGGCCUCCUCAGCCUUUGAGUUCAACCCAGUGUGGUGGGAAGCACUUCUCAGUGGAAAUUGGGGAAGUUGCUCCCUCUGGCAGCUCUCCAAGUCUCCCUGUGCUUUCUCCAGGUGCCAGGUUUUGUUAGGAACAUGCAUCAGAGGCUCAUGUGCAAUGAGCCUCCAGAUGACAGGCUGUUCAUGGACAUCCUGAGACUGACUGAUGCCCACCCCACUGAUGUUGCAGUGACCCUCCUGCGCUGUGCCCCAUCAUGUGAUAGAGGUGCUGCAAUCAUGUGGAAAACCAUAGCGUCAUCAGGAACAACACUGGACAAGGUGCUGCCAUCACUGCUCUGUGUGAUGGAUGGCUGGCCACAGCAGAGAAUGUACACCUCCGAUGGGGACAAUAGGGAUGUAUUUUCCCUGGCUGCAACCAGGGUGGUUUGGGAGAUUCUCCGCCUGCCCUGGUGCCCAGAGCCAUUUAUGGAAUAUUCCCCCCAUCUCGUCGUGGCUCUGCUCUUCCAAAUUUUCAUCAGUACAGAGCAGGUGCCAGAGGAGGUCGAUAAUAUGUGGAGGACAUGUCAGGAGGAACACGGCCUUUCCACAAGCAUCAACAGGUUUGCAAUGCAGACUUUAAGGGCGCUGUUCCACCAUCUGCAGUGUGCGGAUUUACUGGUUGCAAUGGAACGCAAGUGUGGUUGGGACACACUGCUCUGUGUUGACACCCACCACUAUGCUGUGGGUCUGCUGGCCAGGUGAGAGCCCCUUCUGCCCACUGCCCCUGUCAUUUGUGCCCAGGGUGCCCUACACAGUUCCCAUGGUCAUGGGCCAGAGAGCCUUGUCACAA
Molecule: messenger RNA, 845 nt
Organism: Parus major (Great Tit)
Lineage: Eukaryota; Metazoa; Chordata; Aves; Passeriformes; Paridae
Product: maestro heat-like repeat-containing protein family member 6
Exons: 4
Coding region: 152-757 (201 amino acids)
Cellular component (GO): cytoplasm
Source: RefSeq, a predicted model, not a curated record